AAAUGACACAUGAGAAAUUUAACAAUUGUCCAAUUAGUGGGUGGACAAUUGCCUACCCAUGACUAGCACGAUACACACUGUUCUGAUUGUAUAGUUUAGUCGGCGGGAGCUAGGCGACUGACGGUGACUGCUCUCAGAGGCGCCGUCGAGCAAAUUGAGCAGAGAAUCAGAAGACCGGUAGAUACCAACAAAGUAUGGCCACCAAACUGCCUUUUCCAUGCUGUCGAACAACUUCUAAGCAUUUGGUUGCCGAUAAUACUAGAUCAAGACUUAAUGGAACUGUUUGCCUUCGGAGACCUGCACAUUCGCUAGGCAGACUCAUGCAUUUCCAGCUAUCCUUCCUUAAUAUUGUCCAACCUUCUUCUUUCAGAAAUUUCAAGAGGCUGGCGUGGUCUAUAAGAAGUGCUGCAGAUGGCAAUGGACUAAAUUCUUCUCCUACAACCAGCAGCAGCGGUGGAACUCGACUUAUUAGGGCCAUAGAAGCUCUUCUUGUCAAAUUAGAUGCCAGAAUUAAGGUGCUGAGGAAAAACCUACCGGUGAAGUUGCUAUUUUUCUUAGUGGGUUUCUAUUGUGCAACGGCAUUUGCCACUGUAAUAGGGCAGACAGGUGAUUGGGAUAUUAUUUCUGCUGGAUUAGCUGUGGCUGUGGUGGAGGGCAUUGGAGCACUCAUGUAUAGAGCAAUUCCUUUAUUAGAUGAGGUAAGGAGCUUCAUCACCAUGUUCAAUUAUUGGAAGACUGGGUUGACUCUUGGUCUUUUCCUGGACUCUUUCAAAUAUUAGAGUGGAGAUGAGGAGAGGGGGAUGUGUACAGAAAUCAUAAUGCCAUUGAAAUUUCAUAGUUUGAUCUAUGGGGUUGUGUAGGCAAAUUCAUUUUGUCCAGGGGUAUUUAUACAUCUAUUUGCAGGAUGUCUGUUGUAUAGUGUCUCCAACGGUGUAGCAUAUAUGUCACUUGUACAUGGGAGCAUCCCCAGUUAGAUGCCACAUCUAUAAAAUGUAUAGGAAAAUAUGAUUCGAUUUUUCAGUUUUAA
Molecule: messenger RNA, 1027 nt
Organism: Nicotiana tabacum (common tobacco)
Lineage: Eukaryota; Viridiplantae; Streptophyta; Magnoliopsida; Solanales; Solanaceae
Source: RefSeq, a predicted model, not a curated record